AUGGUCGUCCGAGUAGAUGAGGCGCACCCGUUUGACCUGGGGGCGUACAACGCGAGCUACAACAAUAGAACCGCAAUAUAUCGACUUCUGUAUAUACUUGAGCUCUGUCCCUCUCUCGCCAAGGAGGCGUUCCAACUUGCCGUGCAGCGCAUUAAAGCAGGGCGUGACCCUCAGUUGUAUCAGAAUGCUCUCAACCUCUACAAUACAUCUCUUCCAGAAGGAUCAGAGGGGGAAGAAGUGGAUGCAGCUUGGUUGGAGAAGGUGGUGGCGAGCAAUACGAGUGAGAGGAAUAAGUUGGAGGUGGAGUUGAAGACGUACACCAGUAAUAUGAUUAAGGAGAGUAUUCGAAUGGCACAUAGGGAUCUGGGGAACUUUUAUAGAGCGACUGGUGAUGACGGUGCUGCACUCAAGCAUUACACGAAGUCUCGUGAGUAUUGUACCGCGAGCCAACAUGUUCUGGAUAUGUGUCUGUCCGUUCUGGAGCUCCUUGUCGAGCAACGCAACUAUGCACACAUUCCAACAUACGUCUACAAGGCCGACGCCGCACUGGACGUUGCUACCACAGGGGCUUCCAAUUCAGGAACUUCUCAGCCCUCUGGACCGACACAAUUGCACCGAAAACCGGGUGGCACGACUCAGUCUGCGGAACGCGAGAAGAUACAAACGAAGCUUGACGUCGCCACCGCUGUAUCGUAUCUAGGUCAAGGGAACUAUGAACGUGCCGCUGUGACAUUCCUAAAGCUAGGACCUCCAAAGUCUUUGGAGGACUGGAAUGGGAAGAUCAUCACUCCCUCAGAUAUUGCUAUCUAUGGCACUCUGUGUGCUCUUGCUACGAUGUCGCGUGGUGCCAUCACAGCGCAACUCCUCGAUAGCGAAACUUUUGCGAACUAUUUGGAGUAUGAGCCAUACGUGCGCGAACUCGUAAAUGCGUAUAUGGGAAGCAAGUUCAGGAACGUGCUUGAACUUCUCGAGAGGUAUUCUGCUCGCCAUUACCUUGACAUCCACCUCAGUAUACACAUUCACGACCUAACGAACCUCAUCCGAGACCGCGCUCUCGUACUCUACUUCCAACCCUUCGCAUCCGUCAAACUACAAAAGAUGUCAGUAGCGUUCGGUAUCCCCGUAGACGAGCUCGAGAAGCUCGUUGUGGGACUCAUUCAGAGCGGGAACAUUAAGGGACGUGUGGAUAGUCGCAAUAAGAUUUUAAAAGCAAGUGUGAUUGACCAACGUGCGGAACUCUUCGCUCGUGCUGCGCGAGCUGGUGCGGAGAUUCAAGCUAUGAAUAGGAAAUUGUUACUUCGUAUGAGAUUACAACAAGCAGACUUGAUUGUUAAACCACCGAGAGCCCCGAAGCAGGCACAAGGAUCGUCGACAUUAAGCGCCGGGCCAUCCUUCAAUUUGGAGAGUGGGGAGAGUAUUGAGGUGCAGUAA
Fomitiporia mediterranea MF3/22 is the source of this 1431-nucleotide messenger RNA. RefSeq lists its product as uncharacterized. Lineage: Eukaryota; Fungi; Basidiomycota; Agaricomycetes; Hymenochaetales; Hymenochaetaceae. The coding region runs from base 1 to 1431 and encodes 476 amino acids. The transcript is spliced from 8 exons. Gene Ontology annotation, cellular component: COP9 signalosome. The record is from RefSeq and is a predicted model, not a curated record.